Exophiala aquamarina CBS 119918 is the source of this 1572-nucleotide messenger RNA. RefSeq lists its product as uncharacterized. The transcript has a single exon. Lineage: Eukaryota; Fungi; Ascomycota; Eurotiomycetes; Chaetothyriales; Herpotrichiellaceae. Bases 1 to 1572 code for a protein of 523 amino acids. The record is from RefSeq and is a predicted model, not a curated record.
AUGGCUUUGAUUCUGCGCUGGAAGAUCUUGGCUGCCAACUAUCGCUCACUCGAUGAAUUCGAUCUCAUCAUGCACUGCGAGAGUCUGAGGAAGGUCUUGAAGCUGUGUUGGGUCGCCAGAACUCGAGGGCGACCCUUACUGUGGAUCAACAAGACGCAGUGGCUAUGCUUGGUAUGGGUAGGCGUCAACGUUAUGCUUCAGGUCCUGGUGGCCCUCCUUGGCCUUACCUACAAUCUUAACACGUCGAGCAUGCCGGCUCUCAAAUUCGGCCAAUUGAGCGUUGCGAACUUCACCUUCAUCGAUGACCCCUGGACCAACACCGAUCCUGGUUUCAGCUCUCAGCUUGGAUCUGCCAACAUUUAUGGCAGUCAGGCUCAGUACUAUGUUUACGAGUUGAUUGAUGCUAGCUACAGAGACGUGAGUCACGAUGCGGUUUGGGGCCGGCCAAGCAGCCCGACAGUAUACUACAACAAGGACUACACGACCUUCACGUACAUCUUUGAGGACGCGAAUCCCUGGAAUCCGGAUCUCACGCUUAUGACCCGUCGAAAUGUCAGUGUGACUGCGACGUGCGUCGAGCUUGAAGUCUUGGAAGGAGGCAACGGCACCAAUCCAAUAAUCACCUACCUGGACGAGGAUCGCCAACGGCGCACCCUGGAUGUGGUUCGAGUGGGACCUGGUGCGAUGACAUACGUGGGAGUGCUAAACUCAACAUGUGGCCCACGCUGUUCAAAUAUCAUGGCACUGCAAAGUGCGAAUGGCCGCACAAUUCCGGCACCUUCAUUCUACAGCUGCCAAAACAAGGUGACAGAGAUAGCAGGCAUCGAACCAUAUGUGCUCGGUAACUCGACGGUGGCCACACUCCAAAUGCCGGAGCCGCAGGCUCGCAUGCUGGCCGGCGCCAUUGGGUGGACGGGGUUCAAUUUCUCAGCUGAUGACACGUAUCAAUACGUACGCUAUCCGACACAGUCGUGGUGGAGCCCCAACUCCCCGGCGAACACGACCAGAAUUGCCCUGAACAUCAUGGAGUACAGUAUAGGAGCUAUUGCGUCGUUCGACUACAACGGCCCGCGGAGCAACGUCACUGGAUACUACCCCGUACCGGCGCAGGAGGUGGACAUUCAAUGGAAAUGGUCCAGCGCCAUCCUCGGCGUGAUUCCGUUCGUGCAUCUGGUCGCCCUCGUCUGCGUGAUCGCAUGGGGCAACUCGGCCAUCAUCCGAGAUGCCAGUUGCCUGAGUACGGCCAAGCUACUACGUCCCAUCGUCGAGAAGCUGGGAGAGAGGGGAUGUCUGCUCAGCGGACCAGAGAUCGCCGAAGAACUUGCCAGCAUCCGCGUCAAAUACGGUUGGCGGGAGCCCCCCUCCAACUUGGUCUUCAGGAACGAGAUUGACCAGCACCUGGUCCGGCACGUCGAUAUCCUGGAGGAGACCGAGGGUUUUGGAGUGCAAGGCACCAUGCCGCCGGGGAGGUAUGAUGGACUAGGUUUAGGACCAGUGGGGGAUCGUGACGAUGAUGGUGAGACUACACCUUUAUUUCAUCAGCGCAGGACGCGGCGUUCUACGAGCAUAUGA